Gloeophyllum trabeum ATCC 11539 is the source of this 354-nucleotide messenger RNA. RefSeq lists its product as uncharacterized. Bases 1 to 354 code for a protein of 117 amino acids. Gene Ontology annotation, molecular function: acyltransferase activity, transferring groups other than amino-acyl groups. Gene Ontology annotation, biological process: biosynthetic process. The record is from RefSeq and is a predicted model, not a curated record. The transcript has 3 exons. NCBI's taxonomy places the organism in Eukaryota, Fungi, Basidiomycota, Agaricomycetes, Gloeophyllales, Gloeophyllaceae.
AUGGAGGAUUUCAUGCGCGAGCGAUGGGAAUCCAAUUACUUGCUCAACUGGGAUGCGAAUGACAUGCUGGCGCUGCUCAACACCUGGCAGACCGCUGAUGUUUCCGCAAUCAAGGAUGGGGGUGACCUCGAGAAGUGUCUGGGCGCAGUCAAGGCCAAGGGCCUGAUCAUGCCGUGCAAAACGGACUUGUACUUCACUCCGGAAGACAGCAAAGUAGAGACCUCGUACCUGAAGAGUACUGCAAAGCUAGUCAUCAUCGAGUCCUUCUGGGGACAUGUUGCUGGGGGAUCUUCCAGCCCGGAUGACCUCGCUUUCGUGCAGGCUCAAGUCAAGGCCUUCCUCGAGAGCGAGUAA